ACACCUUCGCCAAGAACAUAGGCGGAUGAAGAAGCGUUAAUGGACUACGAUUCAGGCCUCAUAAGCCCGAUGGAAAGCAACCUCUCUGCCGAGUUCAACCUGAGCAGUCUGAUCCCUCACGCGGAGGAGGUGCCGAUGCUGGUCAACCUGACGAACCGGGGGCCUCCAAUCGAAUUCGCUUUGCCAUUGCUGGGCUACGCCAUGCCGGCUCUACUUGUGGUCACCAUCAUCGCCAACACGUUCGUUGUGGUGGUGCUGGCCCAGAGGCAUAUGCGCACGCCCACCAACAUAGUGCUCCUGGGAAUGGCCAUAUGUGAUAUGAUGACCUUGCUGAUUCCAUCGCCUUGGUUCUUCUACAUCUACACCCUGGGAAACUACGCUAAUGUGCUUGGACCGGCGGCCACCUGCUACGCCUACAACAGCAUGAACGAAGUCAUUCCCAACUCUUUCCAUACAGCGUCAGUAUGGUUAACUCUGGUCCUGGCUGGUCAGCGUUACUUCUACGUCUGUCAUCCAACGAUUGCCGUCACCUGGUGCACCGUUCCACGCGUGCUACGAACUGUCUGCUGGGUGGCGUUUGUGGCCUUCGCCCAUCAGUUGCCACGUUUCUUUGACACUGUCUUCGUUGACGUGCGCUUCUGGUGGCAAGGCGAGGCGCACUGGGGUUGCCAGAUGCUCGUGGCCGAGUGGGUGACUCAGAUUGUUACAGCAAAAGUCUACUUCAUAUUCUAUUACGCGUUCAAAGUCAUAUUUGUGAACAUUGGCCCCUGCACAGUCCUGGUCGUUCUGAACAUACUCUUAUUCAGAGCCCUCAAGCGUGCACAGGAAAAGAGAAUGAAGCUACUCAAGGAAAACCGAAAAAGCGAAUGCAAGAAGCUCAGGGACAGCAACUGCACUACCAUGAUGCUCAUCGUUGUUGUGACCGUGUUUUUAGCUGUGGAGAUCCCUCUUGCUGUCACAAUAGUUCUACAUGUGCUCAUCAACGCGUUCAAAGUCCAGUUCGUGUCGUACUAUGUCCUGAACAUCACACUACUCUUUACAAAUUUCUUUCUCAUGUUAAGUUACCCUGUGAACUUUGCCAUAUACUGCGGCAUGAGCAAGCAGUUUAGGAAGACGUUUAAGGAUCUUUUUAUUAUGGGAACGUUCAUAAACAGGGCUCAAGGUUCGUCAAGGUACUCACUUGUGAACGGUCCUAGAACCGUGACAAAUGAAACUGUUCUCUAAGAGACACUCCGCUUUUCCUUCAGAUAGCGGAGUAAAGUUAUAAAUCAUGCGGGUAUGGCCGUCUAUCUCCGGGAAAAAAAAAUGUUACAUUGAAAGCCUCAGCAGUGUUGAGUGGCCUUAUGGAAAGAGAAGCACUAAUUAAGAAAAAGCAAUUUUUUCAUGAGUGACCACAGUUUUGUAUACUACAGUAUGGACAUUAAAAUACACAAGUUAAGUGACUGAUGCCUAUCAGAGAAGAGAACGAAAAUAGGUAUAAUACUACCAUGAUUGGUUUUGUAAUGAACGCGUCGUAGCCUGCCUUUAGCGGAAUUGUUGGCGAUAGCUUGAAUAUUAUUUAAGCCUGCUUUCACAUUGUAUUAUUUACUAUCUAAUAAUUUCGAAUGUUAGAUUACCAAAUUAUUUCAUUUGUUAUCUUUUCAUUUCACCGUAUCGAAACAUUUUUAGACACCCUAACUUUUUACAGGACUAGUUCUGGCCUGUUCACUACGUUUCGAGAUGGCACUAAUAUUCAGUUAUACGCUUGAAUAAUGUUCAAGGAAAGUAGGUAGAAAUGAACUCAGCACUGUUUUCUCGUUGAGAAUGUAAGAAAUGACUUAUUGUGAACCAAAACUAUGGUACUAUUAGAGUGAGGUGUUUUCCUAGAGGGCUCAUCUUCCGUCACAGCAGCGGCUAACAUGACUCUUUUCCAAAGUCAACUUCGUGUUUGCUUUCUUUUUGUUGUUGUCCGGUCCGUUGCGCAUUUCCUGUCGCCGUUUUGCAACCUGUCAAAGCAAAUUCAGCAGCUUUGUUUUUUUGUUAUCUGCUGAGUUGCGGGGCUCAUUUGAUAGACUGGGAAGCGGCUACAGGACUUUUGGCAACGCGUUCUAAACUAUCUUCUGUCAUACCACCUCCUGCCCGUUCUGCCACUUGUAGCGUGCACAUCAAAUGUAGCGGAAUGUCUCCACUGCAGUCCUCAAUAAAAAUUGAUCUCACUG
This is a messenger RNA of Ixodes scapularis (black-legged tick), 2198 nucleotides long. RefSeq names its product sex peptide receptor. The record is from RefSeq and is a predicted model, not a curated record. Bases 40 to 1224 code for a protein of 394 amino acids. Gene Ontology annotation, cellular component: membrane. The transcript is spliced from 2 exons. Gene Ontology annotation, molecular function: G protein-coupled peptide receptor activity. Lineage: Eukaryota; Metazoa; Arthropoda; Arachnida; Ixodida; Ixodidae. Gene Ontology annotation, biological process: G protein-coupled receptor signaling pathway.